GCACUGCGCAUGCCCGAAGAACUGGGAGAUCUGUAUAUGUGUUUAUACGUGUCUAGUGUAAAAUGCGUCGUUAGAGAUUUCAGAGUGUCAAGAAGUCGCUUUUGUUUACAUCUUCUGCAAGUAACCGCGAGUAGAAAGUACCAGUGGUGUAAGAGGUUAAUGCGUGCGUCUGAAGUCGUUUCAAGGCUGGUCUACAAUACAUGGACAGCCGGAUAUCGCGCGGAUAUCAGAUCAAGUAAAACAUGAACGCGUACAGUGUGAGCACGUCCGACUUUGUGAAUUUAACGAUCACAAACUCCGGCGCGGAGUCAAAUUGGGCGACACGUCGAUUCCGGAAGGGUAUAACCAUUCAUGAACUCAAGGGCAACCUGGAGCUUCUCACCGGCGGUAAUCCAGCUACGAUGACCGUGGAACUUUAUGACGACAAUGACAAAUUCAUGUGCAAAUUGGACGAGGAGGAGCGUCUCUUGGGAUCGUAUCCUGCCAAUGACGGGAUGAGGAUACACGUUGUCGAUAACUUUGCAGCCAUGGCCCCUGAUGCACUGAGCAAUGUGCAAAAGUUUGAGAUAUCCGAGGAGGAGUACGCCAAGAAACAAGACACUGUUAAAGCGUACUUGGAGAAGAACAAGCUGGGAAAGUACAAUGAGGAAGACAUGAGAAGGAAAGCGGAGGAGAAGAAACUGGAGGAGGAGAUGGAGGAACGCUUGGCUAGUUUAUGCAAAGUUGGAGACCGCUGCGAAGUGUCCACUCCAAAUCAGCCGAGGCGAAGGGCUACUGUCUUGUACAUUGGCAAAACUGAAUUCAAAGAAGGCUGGUGGAUCGGUGUUAAAUACGACGAGCCUCUUGGCAAGAAUAAUGGAAGUGUCAACGGUAAAAAAUACUUCGAAUGUCCCCCAAAGUAUGGUGGAUUUGUAAAGCCAGCGCACGUAAAGGUCGGAGAUUUUCCCGAGGAAGAUUUCAACAUGGAUGAAGAACUGUGAAGCGUUAUUAUUAUCCGUUGAACAUUUUUUUUAUGAAUUUUUAAACUUAAUUUAAUCCAUUAAUUUUUGCACUCGAUUAUGUUGA
This is a messenger RNA of Vollenhovia emeryi, 1065 nucleotides long. RefSeq names its product tubulin-folding cofactor B (gene TBCB). The coding region runs from base 243 to 980 and encodes 245 amino acids. Gene Ontology annotation, cellular component: microtubule plus-end; nucleus; cytoplasm. The transcript is spliced from 8 exons. Gene Ontology annotation, molecular function: microtubule plus-end binding; alpha-tubulin binding. Gene Ontology annotation, biological process: tubulin complex assembly; post-chaperonin tubulin folding pathway; cytoplasmic microtubule organization. NCBI's taxonomy places the organism in Eukaryota, Metazoa, Arthropoda, Insecta, Hymenoptera, Formicidae. The record is from RefSeq and is a predicted model, not a curated record.